Molecule: messenger RNA, 528 nt
Organism: Symbiodinium sp. CCMP2592
Lineage: Eukaryota; Dinophyceae; Suessiales; Symbiodiniaceae
Source: the annotation of a GenBank genome assembly
AUGGACAGAGCCCUGACCCGGCGAGCCGUCUGGGUCCAUGACAGUUUUGCAUUGCAUCGGCCGCAGACCUCUUCCCGCACUGCUGAGUUCGCUCAUCGAGUCGCUUUCGACAAAUUUUGUGAGGACAUGCAGACACAGCAGGAACCGCUGGCCGAGCAGUUGGCCCGAGAAGCCUGGGCUCGCCAUGACAUCGACAACCUCGAUGCUGCUUCUUUGACGCCUUCGGAAUCUGGAGAUGUCGGGGAAGAACGCGACCCUCACACCGUCUUCGCUGGUCUAUCCGAUGAACGCAAAGAAGCCUUGGCUGCCGGAUCCAGCUGGGAGGCACCGACCAGGAUGCAUCGUGCUCCCUCUGAGCCGCCGGCUACAGAUUCGGACCGGGGCCAUGGUGAUUGGUUGCGCGGCCUCAGUGGCCGUCUCGAUGACGUUGAGAGAUUUUGCGGGUCAAUCAUCGACCCCCGGUUCUCUCGUAGUCUUCAUGCUCGCUUACUCCGAGUGGAGCGCCUGCUGAACGUCCCUGAGCAGUAG